Molecule: messenger RNA, 600 nt
Organism: Ectocarpus siliculosus
Lineage: Eukaryota; Phaeophyceae; Ectocarpales; Ectocarpaceae
Source: the annotation of a GenBank genome assembly
AUGGCCGCGGCCGGGGCAACGGCAAGGUCGCGCCCCCCGUCUGCUCCGGGUGUUCAUGUCGGCGGUGUUGCUGCUUGCAGCGCCACCAGACAGCCACCAUCGGUGGCGGUGGCAGAAGACACGCCGCCAUCGCCUCCAGGGGAUGACCACGCUGGCGGGGACGCUGAAGCUUCUGUUCGUCCAGGCAGCUUCCUUGGCUUUACGUCCGAGCCUGACCACGUGUCAAACACCGUUUUUCGGGACCGCAAGGUUCUCUCCGACACCAUGCAGGUGAACAUGCUGCAGACCGAUAGCAUUGUCGCGAACGCUCGGGCAUUCAAGGCGCUAUGUCUGGCCCUUCUCCGGCCGCAGGAGGGUAUCAAGGUUCUCAUCCCCAUGUGUGCCGGCUGUGGCAAGACCAUCCGGGCAGUGCGAUGUCACUGCCACACGUGCGCAAAAAACUGGUGCCGGAAGUGUACGGACCCCGAGGAACGGCGCGUCACCAUUACUCGGUGCCAGAAAUCCCGCAGCCAUAUCGAGUGCCAAAACUGCGGCUACUCGAAGGGGCUCACCAUUGUUAUGUUAACCUACAUUACCAUGGCUCCGGAUCCAGGACGUUGA